Molecule: messenger RNA, 396 nt
Organism: Drosophila arizonae
Lineage: Eukaryota; Metazoa; Arthropoda; Insecta; Diptera; Drosophilidae
Product: cuticle protein CP14.6 pseudogene
Source: RefSeq, a predicted model, not a curated record
CACACAACAUUAUUAUCCGCAGUCCAAGUAUGAAGUGCGCAUUAGCCAUCGUCUGCCUCGGCCUUUGUGUGGCGCUUACCACAGCCGCACCCACCAAUGAUGCCACAAUUGUCAGCCAAACGGCUGACGUGAGGCCCGAUGGCUACACCCUCCAGCUGGAGACAAGCGACGGCACCAAGCGCUCAGAGGAGGCAAUCCUAAACAACAUUGGCACCGAGGAUGAGGCCAUCUCCGUUAAGGGCACCUACUCCUAUGUGGGCGACGAUGGCGUCACCUACCAGGUUAACUUUGUGGCCGAUCAGAAUGGCUACCAGCCCGAGGGAGCGCACAUACCAAAAGUUUAAUUCUAAGUUAAAGUUCUUAUAUAAUAAUCAACAAUAAAUAUAAAGCAUACCA